CCAGCACCCACCAGCUGGGCCAAAAUGGGGAUUAGCAAAGCUGCCUUUCUCUUUCUUCUCUUGCUCAGCUCAGUGAAAGGAGAUAUACUAGAUGACUAUUUAAGAACAGAUGGUGUUUGGAUACUUACUCGAAAUAAACAGUCUUAUGAGACAAAUAGUGAAAAAGCAUGUGCAGAGAAAUGUGAAGAUGAAAGAAAUUUUAAUUGCAGGGCCUUCCUAUUCACCAGGAAAAAGCAACAGUGUUUAACAUUGGCUGAAAAUACCAAAACAACAGUGAUGUUCAACAGCACAGAUACAAUGCUUUAUGAGAAGAAAAUUUACCUCCUACAGUGUAAAAGAGGAAAUGGGAAGGACUACAGAGGAAUGGAAGCCAAAACUCGGAGGGGUAUUCCAUGCCAGAAGUGGGCUGAAAAAGCCCCCCACAAACCAAAUUUUACUCCUGAAAAACACCCCAGUGCAGGGCUGGAAGAAAACUACUGCAGAAAUCCUGAUGUGGAUGAAAAUGGACCCUGGUGUUACACAACAGAUCCUGCUACCAGAUUUGAUUACUGUAACAUCCCAGAGUGUGAAGGUCGGGACACACACAGCAAAGAAGUAGGGUGCAUGCAGUGUAAUGGUGAAGACUACCACGGAAAAGUCUCCAGAACAGAGUCUGGGAUUGAGUGCCAGCACUGGGAUGCUCAAGAGCCUCAUAUGCAUGGAUAUACCUCAGAAAAUUUUCCAGAGAAGGAUCUGAAGAUGAAUUUUUGCCGUAAUCCUGAUGGCGAACUUCGACCCUGGUGUUUCACUACAAGUCCCACUAAACGCUGGGAAUAUUGUGACAUUCCUCGCUGCACUACACAUCCACCAGCUUCUGGACCCAGCUCCCAGUGUCUUUCAGGUAAUGGAGAAGACUAUCGGGGCAGGAUAGCUAUCACUGAAUCGGGAAAUGCCUGCCAACACUGGAACAGACAGUUUCCUCACAGACAUGGCUGGAUUCCUGACAGCUAUUCCUGCAAGGGCUUAGAAGAAAACUACUGUAGAAACCCUGAUGGAGAGAAAAGGCCUUGGUGCUACACCAUCAACAGAGCUGUUCGGUGGGAAUAUUGUGCAAUUCCCCACUGUGAUGAGACAGAACAGCAGACUGCUGGCACUGAUGUGCCCAAACAGAGCCCUGUCCCAGAGGAGUGCUAUCGAGGUAAAGGCCUGAGUUACCGUGGCACGACUUCCUUCACUGUGUCAGGAAAGAAAUGCCAAGCCUGGAACUCCAUGUUCCCGCACAGACAUGAAAAAACCCCAGACAAAUUCCCAAAUGCGGAUUUGAGGGAGAACUACUGUAGAAACCCAGAUGCUGAUAAACGUCCGUGGUGUUUCACCACUGACCCCAGUGUGUCAUGGGAGUACUGCAGUCUAAUGAGGUGUGAUGACCAGAUGCAAGGGCAUGCACCAAACGACCUUCCUGCAACGACGGUGCAAAGCUUUGGCCCCACUACACCCACCACAUAUGACUGUAUUAAUGGUAACGGUAAAGAUUAUCGUGGCACAAUAGCAAGAACUGGAACAGGCAGAACUUGCCAAGAAUGGAGCUCUCAGACACCUCAUAGCCACAACUAUUUCACUCCUGUGACUCAUCCAAGAGCAGGCCUGGAUAAAAAUUAUUGCAGGAAUCCUGAUGGAGAUGUAAAUGGUCUUUGGUGCUUCACAACAGACCCAGAAAAAAAAUGGGAAUACUGUGAAAUCCCGCGCUGCUCUUCUUCUCACCCUGAUUGUGGAAAAUUCCCAAUGAGAAGAGGGCGAGCCUGUGAGCCAUAUGGCAUGUGUUAUGCAUCUCCAGGGUCUUGGCCUUGGCACGUCAGUCUCGGGACGAGUACCAACGUGCACCACUGUGUGGGCACUCUGAUACAUCCGCAGUGGGUUCUUACUGCAGCUCAGUGCCUGCAACAGUCAUCAGAGCCUUCUUCCUACAGGGUCUUUUUGGGGCUACAGAACCUGAAGGUAGCAGAGCCAUAUUUGCAAAUCCGUACUGUUCAGAAAUUAUUCAAGGAACCCAAUGGAGCAGACAUUGCCUUGUUGAAGAUGAGCAGUCCUGUAAUGCUUACUGACCAUGUGAAACCAGUUUGUUUGCCUGAAACAAAUCUGAUGGCGGAAAGAAACACAGUAUGUUUUCUAAUUGCCUGGGGAAAAGCAAGAGGUACUGACGGAGACAAUAGAUUAAAGGACAUUGAAUUCCCUGUGCUUGAAAAUAGAGUAUGCAAUCGCCCCGAAUUUCUGAAUGGAAGUGUCAGAAAUCACGAAUUUUGUGGUGGACUUACUUUUGGAAGCAUAGAUUACUGUGAGGCUGAUGCUGGAGGACCUCUGGUUUGCCGAGAUAAAGACAGAUUUGUCCAAUAUGGAGUCACCUCUUGGGGACUAGACUGUACCCAGCCAUCAAAGCCUACUGUUUUUGUCCAAAUUCCUAGUUUUGUUUCUUGGAUCAAGAAUGUAAUACUGCCAGAGGUGUUUGACAAUGUGGUAACCCAGCAAAUACCUGCGAGGAAACAGGAGGGACACAGGGUGAACAGGGGCUGUGGUGGGGAUGGUGCCACGCGGUACCAAGGAGGACAGGGCUGUGAUGGGGAGGAAGCAGAGGUGGCCUGUCCACGAGCCACCAUGUCCACCUCGGGGGCAGCAGGUCCCUCUGCGGCUGCCCCCAGUGCUCUGAUGGUGCUUCAAGCCUGCACUGUAAAUGGGGCAGCUCUGCUCAUACCAGAUGCUGGCUACCCCUCCAGUGUGCCAGGAGGGGAUAGCACGCAACUUCCAGCACCCACCAGCUGGGCCAAAAUGGGGAUUAGCAAAGCUGCCUUUCUCUUUCUUCUCUUGCUCAGCUCAGCACUAGGAGACAUACUAGAUGGCUAUGUAAGAACAGAGGGGGCUUGGCUGCUCAGCUCAAAGAAGCAAACUUAUAAGACAAGUAGUGAAGAAAACUGCGCAGAGCAAUGUGAAACCGAACAUAAAUUUACUUGCAGGGCCUUCUUAUUCACCAGUAAAGACCAACAGUGUUUAACGUUGGCCGAGAACACCAAAACAGCAGUAAUAUUCAGAAGAACAAAUGCAGUUCUUUAUGAAAAAAGAAUUUAUCUUCUAGAAUGCAAGAAGGGAAAUGGGGUGGAUUACAGAGGAACAGAAGCCAAAACUCGGAAGGGCGUGCAGUGCCAGAAGUGGGCUGAUAAUGUACCCCAUAAACCAAAUUACACACCUGAAAAAUAUCCCAGUGCAGGGUUGGAGGAAAAUUACUGCAGAAAUCCCGAUAAAGAUGGAAAGGGACCCUGGUGUUACACAACAGAUCCUGCUACCAGAUUUGAUUAUUGUAACAUUCCAGAGUGUGAAGUAGAGUGCAUGCACUGCAGUGGAGAAAAUUAUCACGGAGUAAUUGCAACAACAGUAUCUGGGAUUGAGUGUCAGCGCUGGGAUUCCCAGAAACCUCACUCUCACGGAUACCUCCCUGAAAAUUUUCCAGAGAAGGAUCUGAAAAUGAAUUAUUGCCGUAAUCCUGAUGGUGAACCUCGACCCUGGUGUUUCACUACCAGCCCCACUAAACGCUGGGAAUAUUGUGACAUUCCUCGUUGCACUACACCCCCACCAAUUCCUAAACCAGGGCGUCAGUGCCUAUCAGGAAGAGGAGAAGACUACCAAGGCAAGGUAUCUGUUACAGAAUCAGGAAAUACCUGUCAGCACUGGAGUGCUCAAUCUCCUCACAAACACGCUCGCACUCCUGAAAACUAUCCCUGCAAGAACUUAGAGGAAAACUAUUGUAGAAACCCUGAUGAUGAGAAGAUGCCGUGGUGUUACACCACCAACAAAACUGCUCGGUGGGAAUAUUGCACCAUACCCUCCUGUGACGGGACAGAGCCAGAGACCCCUGCUGUUGAUAUGCCUGAGCAGCCUCAAAUUAUUGAGGAGUGUUUUCAAGGCAAUGGCGUGAAUUAUCGUGGCACAACUUCUUUUACUGUCUCGGGAAAGAAAUGUCAAGCCUGGAACUCAAUGUCACCGCAUCGUCACAAUAAAACAGCAGAACAAUUCCCAAAUGCGGACCUGAGGCAGAAUUAUUGCAGAAACCCGGAUGCCGAUAACCGCCCAUGGUGUUACACCACUGACCCCGGUGUGAGAUGGGAGUACUGCAGCCUGAAGAGGUGUGAUGGUGCUAUGCAAGUGAAUUUGCCGAAACCUCCUCAGACAACACCGGAACCAAACCCUGACUGUAUAAAUCAUAACGGUAAAGAUUAUCGUGGCACAGUAGCAAAAACUGGAAGGGGCAGGACUUGCCAAGCAUGGAGUUCUCAGACACCUCACAGCCAUGACUAUUUCACUCCCUUGACGCAUCCAAAGGCAGGCCUGGAUAAAAAUUAUUGCAGGAAUCCUGAUGGAGAUGUGAAUGGACCUUGGUGCUAUACAACAGACCCAAGAAAAGCCUGGGAGUACUGUGACAUUCCCAAGUGCCCACCUGCUCAGUAUGAGUGUGGAAAAUCCAAGUUCAGACCAAAGCUGUGUGCUCAAAGGAUUGUUGGUGGGUGUAUUUCACAUCCACAUUCCUGGCCCUGGCAAAUCAGCCUCCGAACAAGUUUCGGCCUACAUUUUUGUGGGGGCACUCUCAUAGACCCACAGUGGGUUCUUACUGCCACUCAUUGUUUAGAAAAGUCAUCACGGCCAUCUGCAUACAAAGUAUUCCUCGGAUUACACAGAGAAAGAGCUUUAGAGCCAUCAGUGCAAAAACGAGACGUUGAGAAAUUGUUCAAGGAGCCACAUGGGGCAGACAUUGCUCUGCUGAAAUUGAGCAGCCCAGCAGUCAUCAACGACCACGUAAUCCCUGUUUGUUUGCCUAGAGAAAAUACCGUGUUAGGAGGAAGAGAGGAGUGCUAUGUGACCGGCUGGGGGGAUACAAAAGAAACUGGUGGAGAUGGCUACUUAAAGGAAACUGGUUUCCCUGUAAUUGAGAAUAAAGUAUGCAAUCGCCCUGAUCUUCUGAAUGGAAGAGUCAAAAAACAUGAGCUCUGUGCUGGGAAUAUUCAUGGAGGCACAGAUAGUUGCCAGGGGGACAGUGGAGGACCUCUAGUCUGUCUUGACCAAGAUAAAUUUGUCCAACAUGGAGUCACCUCUUGGGGCCUUGGAUGUGCCCAGUUCAUGAAACCUGGUGUUUAUGUCAGAGUUUCUAAUUAUAUUUCUUGGAUUAAUAAUAUAAUGGAAAACUACUGAUCCUGGAUAUGGACUGCCCUCUCCUGGAAAGCAGUAUGCACAUUAGAAAUAUAAGAUUCCAAGUGCAAUAUUAAAGCUACAAUCAUUCCUAACAAAGUAAAAUAAAUAUAAUCAUCCAUUUUAAAUCACUAUAAAUUAACAGUCAUUGACCAGAAACUCAGAUUGUUACCCUUUUUCCAAUAUGUUCUAUGGUUAUCUGUAUUUGACAAUAAACCUACCAACCUCUCAAAUACUUGUCAAAAAUCCCAAUACCAUCUGCGACAGGACAUCUGUAUUUCAAUCUUAUAUUAGGCUCUAGAAUGACUUCUUCUAAGGUUGAAUUUGUCAAGAUGUUGGGCCUCCAACAAAUGAAGGAGAACUACUGCUCACUUUCCGCGAUGCGUCUGACCUUCUUACCAACUUAAUGAUCUAAAACAAAGAAGAAUCUCACUGUGGAUGUCAUUCAUGCAUGCCAGGUUUUAUUAGAUGUAUCUGCUAUGGCAUAAUAUACAUGGGAUGGAAAAAAGAAGUAAA
Molecule: messenger RNA, 5721 nt
Organism: Dromaius novaehollandiae (emu)
Lineage: Eukaryota; Metazoa; Chordata; Aves; Casuariiformes; Dromaiidae
Gene: PLG
Product: plasminogen
Exons: 39
Coding region: 25-5208 (1727 amino acids)
Biological process (GO): proteolysis
Molecular function (GO): serine-type endopeptidase activity; signaling receptor binding
Source: RefSeq, a predicted model, not a curated record